Molecule: messenger RNA, 1569 nt
Organism: Sclerotinia sclerotiorum 1980 UF-70
Lineage: Eukaryota; Fungi; Ascomycota; Leotiomycetes; Helotiales; Sclerotiniaceae
Exons: 6
Coding region: 1-1569 (522 amino acids)
Molecular function (GO): monooxygenase activity; oxidoreductase activity, acting on paired donors, with incorporation or reduction of molecular oxygen; heme binding
Source: RefSeq, a predicted model, not a curated record
AUGAUCACAGAUACUCUUCUCACUUUGGCUACUGAGCAUUGGCCUUCACUAUUGAUUGUUGGAUUCGCCAUCUAUCUUGCUACCAAUCGAUUCAACCGAGGUCUAAAUAAAUAUCCAGGGCCAACGCUUGCUUCUUUUACGGAUUGGUGGAGAUUCUAUGAUGUAUACAAGCGUCGAGCAGAAGUGACCCAGCAGAAGUUACAUGCCGAACAUGGCGAUGUUUCCGCAUUCUACCCCGUUCAACAAGCUGUGAAAAAUGGCCACCCUCUCCCAUCACUCUUUAGCACCUUGUCUGAGCCUUUCCAUGCACAACUUCGACGUUCAGUCAACUCUGCAUUCAGCAUGUCAUCUGUUGUUCAAUACGAACCACUGGUCACUCGUACUACCGAAAUCUUCCUCUCUCGCACCGCUGACCUCUAUACUUCGCUAAGUGGUCAUUCAUCAUGCGACUUUGCAAGAUGGUUACAAUUUUACGCCUUUGACGUAAUUGGUGAAAUGACAUACUCUAAACGCCAUGGAUUUCUCGAGGAAAACCGAGAUGUCGACGGUAUAGUAUCCUACCUAGCAAAUCUCUUCGACUAUGUUGCUCCAAUUGGGCAAAUUCCCAUCCUAGAUCGAUUAUUCCUUAAGAAUCCUUUAUACUUGCUAGCCGCGAAAUACGGCCUCAUAGACGUAACGUUCCCGGUCGCCAAAUUCGCAGCUCAACGUGUACAAGAACGAUAUCCCAAAACAGAUGGAAAUGGAAUCCUACCCACCGUCGACGCGGAAGUCAAAACAGACAUUUCACAACCAGAUUUAUUGUCGAAAUUCAUCCAGGCAAAACAUGCUAGACCAGAAUUUAUGACGGAUGAUCUCGUCAUGACAAUGGCUGUCUCGAUGGCUUUUGCAGGAUCUGAAACUACAGCUAUUUCCCUCAGUGCAGUGUUUUAUUAUUUACUGAAAAAUGAACGCUGUAUGCAAAAAUUAAUGCGCGAAAUUGAUGGAAAAGCUAUGGAAGGAUAUUUUGCAGAUGGUAAAACGGGAUUGGUCAGUUGGACGGAAAGUCAAGGAUUACCGUAUUUGGAUGCCUGUAUUAAGGAAGCUUUUCGUUUACAUCCAGCAGCUGGGUUACCGCUUGAAAGAGUGGUGCCGGAACAGGGAUUGGAGAUUGCGGGGGAGUGGAUUAAGGGAGGCACGAUUGUGGGGUGUAAUGCUUGGGUGAUUCAUCAUAGGAGGGAGAUUUUCGGAGAGGAUGUGGAAGUUUUUAGACCGGAGAGAUGGUUGGUGGAUGAGGAGAAGGAUGGAGAGGCGGAAGAAAAAAGAAUUAAGGAGAUGAAUGGGACGAUGUUGAUGUUUGGGAUGGGAGCAAGAUCGUGUAUUGGGAGGAAUAUUAGUCUUUUGGAGAUUUACAAGUUGGUUCCUAGUUUUUUGAGGAGGUUUGAGAUCGCACUCGAACACCCAGAUCAAGAAUGGACCUUACGCAACUCAUGGUUCGUAGGUAACUUACUUAUUAGAUAUUUACUACUCACUACCUACCUAGUAGCUGCAGAUGGUAGAGUUAGAGUGGCUCAUGGAUGUAUGGUAAGGUAA